AUGCAGACUGGUUUUCAGCUGGCUGCCGUGCAUGGCAUGCUUUACACGGGUGGUAAUGUUGUUUUCGCCCCCGAUGAUUCGAUCUUGUAUUCCCCGGUGAACAACUACAUCUCGGCGAUUCAGGUUCGCCAUGAGGGGCACCGCUCCUACACGUGUAGCAACAGCAACAUCCAAUGUUUCGACGUCUCGCCGGAUGGUGACCUUCUCAUCGUCAUCGGCCAGCGCGGCCUCGGGUUCUUUUUUGGUGUCUCUUCGGAUGUGGUGCUCGAUACCAUUUCAUUUCCCGUUAGUUGUUCUGUCAACCGGGUCAAGUUCAGCCCCUGUGGUCGCUACGUCGCGCUUGCCCUGGAGAAUACCUUGCAGAUCUAUACCACCCCCGCGAAGCGAGUGGUGACCUACCACGGCUGCCACCGCGUUGAGAAUCUGCACUCCGUUCUCUCGCGUCCUAUCUCGUCCAUCGAGUGGACCCGGGAUAGCGAGCACCUCCUCCUCAGCGGCGAGGAUGCCCGGAUGAAGAUCGUACCGCGCCAGGCGAAGCUGCGGGUUAAGGGCGCCGCACUCCAGCAAAACGCCCUUAUUGGGCACCGCAGUGGGGUAGUGGGGGCGUGGUUUACCGAUAGUCUGGACUGCCGCCGGGUUGUCAGCGUGUCGAGCGAUAACGUCGCGAUAACCUGGCGCCAGACAACGGUGACACGGCGGGAGGUGCUGCAGGAUAUCGCGAUCGCGCAGCUUCGCGCCCGCGUUAAGGCCGAGAAGGAAGAUGGAUCGGAUAGCAGUGAUGUCGACAGUGAUCCGGACGACGAGGGGAAGGUCCCGCUGAGCUUUCUGGAGCGGCAGCGGCUGGAGCAGCUCAAGCUGGACGGGGUGCGUGUGUCGGCAGCGGACGAUAGCGGUCUUCCCGAUAUCCUUUUGUACAGCUACGAGAUCGACAAAAAGUUCAUGCUUACUCAUAAGGGCAACAUCACCGUGGCGGCCUUCCAUCAGCCACGGGGGCUCGUUGCGAUUGGCUACAACAGCGGUAUCUUUGCCAUUCACUCCACUGAUAUCUCCGAAGAAUUCCCCCUCGUGCACUUACUCUCAAUAUCAGCGCAGUCGCUGACCGCGGCGGAGUUUUCGCGCGACGGUGCCUUCGUGGCCUUUGGGAGUGCGCAUCUCAAGCAGCUCCUGGUUUGGGACUGGAGCGCGGAGUCCUAUGUUCUAAAGGAGCAGUCCCACUACUACGAUAUCACUCGGACCGUGAUCACCGCCGACAGUAAUUAUAUCAUCUCCGGGGGCGACGACGGCAAGGUGAAGGUUUGGCGGGCCACAUCAGGCCAGUGUGUGGUGAGCUUUGUGGAUCACACCGCGCCCAUCACCGGGAUCGUGACGAGCGCGGCCACAAAUGCCUUUUUUACCUCCAGCCUCGAUGGUACGGCGCGCGGUUUUGAUCUUGUGCGCUACCGCUGUUUCCGAACCUUCACACCGCCGCUGACUGAAGUCCAAGGCCAGCUUUCCUGCAUUGCGGUGGAUCCCUCCGGUGAGGUUUUGGCCGUGGGGAGCAGCCAUCAAAAUAAAAUAUUCCUCUUCUCGGUGCAAACCGGACGCGUCAUUGACGUUCUGCAGGGCCAUGAGGCGCCGAUCGCUUGUUUGGCAUUCCACCCAUCAGGGACGACGCUGACCUCCGGUUCACUUGAUCAUAAUUUAGUGUUUUGGGACCUCUUUAACAGUAACUCGGGCGGCAGCCGUCUAAAGGGCGAUAGCGAAGUACUCGACAUAGGGACCGAGGUUCUGUGUGUGACCUACAGCUUUAGCGGUCGCUACAUGGCCGUUCUUACGACAAAGCAGGAAAUUACCGUCUACGAAACCACCGUUCCGACGGAGCCGGAGCUGAUCAAGACCUUUCAGACCUCCUUCGAUGCGGCGGGAGGGUGGAAGAAAGACUUGGGCCCGCGGAGCGCCAACUACAACGCGAACUUCACCCGUAUUGCCUUUUCCCCGGAGGGGGAGAAGAUCAUCGCGGGCGGGGAAUCCAAGUGGUUGGCGUUAUACCACGCGACGCAGGGCUAUGUGUUGAAAAAGUGGCCCAUCACUGCCAAUCUUGAUAUUCACGGCGCCGAGGAGCAGUACCAAUGGCGCCGUAUGACCGAAGGUGGCUUUAUCGAUGACAUCGAUGUCGACGACGACGAUGAGCACCUCAUGCGGCGUAAGAUAAUGGAGAUGCCAGGGAGUCGUAACCGGCAUUUCGCGACGGGCAAGCGCAAGACGGAGCUCGUGGCGCGCUGCAUGGACGUCUCAUUCGCGCCAACCGGGACGUCUUUUGUGGCCGCCACGACAGAUGGCCUGCUGGUCUUCUCCACGCUUGUCGCCCGGCCACGGUUUCAUCCACUUCAGCUGCUGGACGCUUCGGUGACUACCGAGCAGGUGCGGGCCCAGCUCGAGGGCGGCCAGCCCGUGCUGGCGCUGAUGGGCGCCCUUAUCCUGGGGGAUCGUUUACUGGGGAUCGAGUGCAUGCGCAGGCUACCACGGGAGGCGAUCCCCGUCGCCGUCACGUCGACACACUCGGCGGCGUUUCCACUGCUCAUUCAGUGGGUUAGCGAAGAAGUUGAAAAGAGUAAGGAGCUGGAGCAUUCUUUGCUUUGGGCCCAGUCUUUGCUACUGCACUCUAACGAGGGGCUUAAUACCAAGGUCAUGGUCAGCGCCUCAACCCACAUUCAGGACCAAAGCACGAAGUUGUUGCCGGCAUUAAAGACGUUGUUGAAGAGCAUAAGUGAACAUCGUCUGUUGUCUCAACUCGCACAGGAGAAUUAUUUUACUCUGAAGUAUCUCAUGGAUGCUUCGCGCGUAAAGCGACAGAAUAUUAACACGAUGUUAGAAGACCCAAAAGAGAAUGCGGAUUCUUCAGGCUAA
This is a messenger RNA of Phytomonas sp. Hart1, 2886 nucleotides long. Lineage: Eukaryota; Euglenozoa; Kinetoplastea; Trypanosomatida; Trypanosomatidae. The record is from the annotation of a GenBank genome assembly.